CUUUGAAUGCCUUUGUCGUGGGCUUCAGUUGUGUCCAAGGGCCAAGUGCGGAAUCAUUUUGUUGCGGCUACUCUACGUACUAGUGCAUCCUGCCACGAGCUACGUACUACAUCCUGCUACGGACUGCAAGCUGCGACUAAGGACUAUCGUGUGUCGGUUGUGAGUUGCCUCGUGGCUUACGCUCAGUUUAAUCAGUGAUUAAGAUGUUGCCCAGACCGCUAAUCGGAUGAGGCAUUCGAGCAAGUGUCAUCUGAAUAAAAGUUCGGUACAUAUCUCUUUUGCCGCGCCAGCAAGCCCAACAGCCCAACACAGCAAAUAACAACAACAAGAAACAAGAAAGAAAGCCACAAGUUCAAGUAAAUCCGCAGAUAUUUCCACCCAUAUACAUAUACUCGUGUGUAUAUUUGUGUGGCUCUCUGUGUGUCAUGUGCGUAUCUGUGUGUGUAUCUGUGUGUAUAAUGCGUAUGUAAUCCAAGCAAAUCUGUCACGUGUUUCGGAUAUCUUUUUGGGAAGCCUGGAGCCGGAGCUAAAGGAAUUUAUUGAAAAAAAAGAUAAACGCCCAAUGCUCUCUGGAUUUAAUUCGAUUUGAUUCGAAAGAAGGGACAGAUGUUGCUUCUCGCGGCGGGGCAGCCCAGAAAAAUGGCCAAGAGCCAGCGUUUAUUUAUGGCCCAAAGAGGAGAAAUCACAUUAGAUGCAAACUGCCUGUCGAAAUGAAUGAAACAUUGAACACCAAAAAUAAAUAUUAAAUAAAAACAAUUUAUGAACAACUAACGACAUAAAAUUGCCCAUAAAACAAAAGGGAGAAUCCGAAACAAACCGUCCGCAAAUAUCGCAAAAAAUAAAUAAAGCAUAAAACGAAGCAAAAAGUGAACGAGAGCGAAAACUAUUAUUUGACAAACUGUCAGUCGGCGUGGAGCUCAGUCGAAGGUGAAAUUUGUGAACGUUUGCGAUAUUCUCGAGUGGAAUCUCUGCUCUGCUCGGCUGGGCUGUUUAUGACCGUUGCGUAUACGCGGCGUUGCGUGUUCCGCAGUUUCAGCAGUAUACAGCAGUCCGCAACUCGCAGGCGCUGGUGUUAAAUGCUUUCACAUAUCUGUGGUGCGGCUCGGGCCGCCUUCUGCGCUCCAUCAUCGCUGGCUACAACCACAUCCGCCAUCAUCCGCCAGUGAAAGUGCCGAGCUGUGCAUUAUUUCCGCGUAAGUGAACAUUUUCGCCCCCAGAGUAAGAGAGCUCGAGCUCCCCAUCCGAUCCGAGUGUGUUGACUCUGCCGCUGAACGGCAUGCGCCUGUGGAGGAAUCGAAGUCGCAGCAAAAUGCAUACCCUCGAAACGGGCCCCUGGUCCGUCCAUGGGCCACAGCUGACGCAGCUGCUCCUUGGCGGCAUACUCUGCAUGACAAUUGCCUCGAACACACAGACGUCCGCAGAGGCCACAGCAGCGCAGGGGACAGGAGCAGCAUCAGCAGCUACCGCCAUCAUUUUCGAUGGAAGCAGCGACCCAUCAUCAGCCUCAGCCUCAGCCUCAUCCUCAUACUCGGCGACCGCAUUCUCCAGCCUUGCUCAAGUGUCCUCGCUGCUGCCGGAGGCGGCCGCCCUGUCGGCGACAGCCACCCUAGUGGAACCAUAUCUGGAUGGCUAUGCCACCUCCAAUGUGACCACUCAGAUCGGUACACACGCGUAUCUCCCUUGUCGGGUCAAACAACUGGGCAACAAAUCUGUUUCCUGGAUUCGACUGCGCGAUGGACACAUCUUGACCGUUGACAGGGCGGUCUUUAUAGCCGAUCAGCGUUUUCUGGCCAUCAAACAGCCGGACAAGUACUGGACGCUGCAGAUAAAAUAUGUGCAGGCCCGUGAUGCAGGGUCCUACGAGUGCCAGGUCUCCACAGAGCCCAAAGUCAGUGCGCGUGUCCAGCUGCAAGUUGUGGUGCCGCGCACGGAGAUAUUGGGCGAGCCAGAUCGCUAUGUGAAGGCUGGCAGCAACGUCGUCCUACGCUGCAUUGUCCGUGGCGCCUUGGAGCCGCCCACCUUCAUCAUGUGGUACCAUGGGGCCGAGCAACUGGCAGCGGACUCUCGUCGCCAUCGCACGCAAUUGGAUCCCAAUCUGCCGGAGGCCACAGGCGAAGGACAGAGCACGAUUGGCUCAUUAAUCAUCGAGUCGGCCAAGAAGCGCGAUACUGGCAAUUACACAUGUAGCCCGUCGAAUAGCCCCAGUGCGACCGUAACGCUGAACAUAAUAAAUGGUGAAUCAUCUGCCUCGGCGGUCACCUCCUCGGCAGCCACCACACGGGCCUAUGCCCUGAGCAUUCUCGCCCUGCUGCUAAGUGUCAUCCUCAUCGGAGUGGGCCAUCGGACAUGACAUGUCACCGGACAGAGGUCACCAAACUAAGGAGUGAAUCCAGAACUCUGCCAACGGAAAA
Molecule: messenger RNA, 2411 nt
Organism: Drosophila guanche
Lineage: Eukaryota; Metazoa; Arthropoda; Insecta; Diptera; Drosophilidae
Gene: dpr11
Product: hemicentin-2
Exons: 8
Coding region: 1277-2350 (357 amino acids)
Biological process (GO): synapse organization
Cellular component (GO): neuron projection membrane
Source: RefSeq, a predicted model, not a curated record